AUGUGUCUGAACAAUCAGACACAGAAUGGUGAUUUUUUCCUGUUGGGGAUCUUUAGUAAAAGUUCACACCCUGGUUUCCUCUUCUUUCUUAUCAUCAGCAUAUUUUUAAUGGCUGUAUCUGCAAAUAUCAUCUUGAUCCUUCUGAUCCACUUUGACUCCUGCCUGCAUACUCCUAUGUACUUCUUUAUCAAUCAACUCUCACUCAUGGACUUAAUAUAUAUUUCUGUCACUGUGCCCAAAAUGCUGGCAAACAAACUGGUAAAUGUGAGGACCAUCUCAUUCUUGGGUUGUGGGACCCAGAUGUUCUUCUACCUUUUGUUGGGAGGUUCAGAAUACUGCCUUCUAGCUGCCAUGGCCUAUGACCGUUAUGUGGCCAUCUGCCAUCCUCUCCGUUACUCUGUCCUUAUGAACCAUAGGAUAUGUCACCUCCUGGCAUCUGGCUGUUGGUUUGUGGGAUCAAUGGAUGGAUUUAUACUCACUCCCAUCACCAUGACAUUCCCCUUCUGCAGAUCUCGGGAAAUCUACCACUUUUUCUGUGAGGCCCCUGCUGUAAUGAAGUUGUCCUGUUCGGAUACCUCCCUCUAUGAGAUUUUCAUGUACCUGUGUUGUAUUCUCAUGCUGCUCAUCCCUAUUACAGUCAUUUCAGGAUCUUAUUAUUUUAUCAUCCUCACCAUCCACAAGAUGAACUCAGUAGAGGGCAAGAAAAAGGCUUUUGCCACGUGUUCUUCCCACAUUACAGUCGUUAUCAUCUUCUAUGGGGCUGCUGUUUAUACCUACAUGCUCCCCAGCUCCUACCACACCCCUGAUAAGGACAUGGUAGUGUCCUUCUUCUACACCAUUCUGACACCUGUCCUGAAUCCUGUAAUUUACAGUUUCCGGAAUAAGGAUGUCACAGGAGCUCUAAAAAAAUUGCUGAGAGCAGGCAAAUUUCCCUGUUAG
Molecule: messenger RNA, 939 nt
Organism: Talpa occidentalis (Iberian mole)
Lineage: Eukaryota; Metazoa; Chordata; Mammalia; Eulipotyphla; Talpidae
Product: olfactory receptor 2T10-like
Exons: 1
Coding region: 1-939 (312 amino acids)
Biological process (GO): G protein-coupled receptor signaling pathway
Cellular component (GO): membrane
Molecular function (GO): olfactory receptor activity; G protein-coupled receptor activity
Source: RefSeq, a predicted model, not a curated record